AAACCCCAAAUCACGCAGACAUGGAUCAGUUAUAGUGAAUCACUCACACUCACCAUUCGAGUUGUUCUCUUUUUCACCUCAUCUCCGGCUUGUUGCCGUCAAAUCUCAUCCACGGCGGAGUCGGUGCAGCGCAGCUAGUCUCCGCCGCCCGCCGGGAUCUGAGCCACCCUCAACCGAAGUUAGUAGAAAUUGGUGUCCCACUAGUGAGAUUUUCUGGAGAAAUUAGUGAACACCAACAAAAUAUUAAUGGAGUGGGCAAGCAAAGUGUUGAGUGCUGCGACGAGAGCUUCAAACAACAACACGGUGAUCGACGUGCUGUUGGUGGGUGCAUUUGUGGCGCUGAGCAUGAGGUCGGUGAAGCAGCAGAGAGACAUCGAAGCCCUAGAGUCCCAGAAAGAUACCCUCCUUGUUACCAACAAGGCCAUGAAGAAGUCCAUGUGGGACUGGAAGCAACAACUCUUCAACGAAGCUUCUUCUCCCGACACCGCCGCUGUCCCUCUCUCCAAGCUCAAAGCCAUCUAUGGCGAGUCCCCGACCACUCUCCAUCCCACUGUAGAAGCUGAGCAAGGGGGUGGAAAAUCAACUGUAUCUAAAAUUGUAAUCUGAAAUCUGAAGUGCAACUUCGCCAGAUGGAAAUUUUGUUUCAAAGUCGGGUUCUACGGAAGUAUGACGGAUAGAAGUGUACCC
This is a messenger RNA of Rhododendron vialii, 687 nucleotides long. RefSeq lists its product as uncharacterized. Lineage: Eukaryota; Viridiplantae; Streptophyta; Magnoliopsida; Ericales; Ericaceae. Bases 247 to 606 code for a protein of 119 amino acids. The transcript has 3 exons. Gene Ontology annotation, cellular component: mitochondrion. The record is from RefSeq and is a predicted model, not a curated record.